Molecule: messenger RNA, 2371 nt
Organism: Coniophora puteana RWD-64-598 SS2
Lineage: Eukaryota; Fungi; Basidiomycota; Agaricomycetes; Boletales; Coniophoraceae
Exons: 5
Coding region: 138-2084 (648 amino acids)
Biological process (GO): positive regulation of transcription by RNA polymerase II
Cellular component (GO): nucleus
Molecular function (GO): DNA-binding transcription factor activity, RNA polymerase II-specific; zinc ion binding; transcription cis-regulatory region binding
Source: RefSeq, a predicted model, not a curated record
CAACCCUCGAUGGCCCAUAAUACGUCCAGCGCCCGCCUCCUCCUCGCCUAACCCCUCGUAACGACUCUGAGCACGCCUUUGUCAUCCUGAUAGCUGUUUUUUUGCCAUUGAAUACUUUCUAUUGUCAAUAAUUUUUAAUGCCUCCUGCCCCCAAGUCCCCGCAGCGCAAGCCCGGAGCGCCCAAGGCAAAGGGCGCGGUGCGCGCUAAGUCGGGCUGCUACACGUGCAGGAUCCGCCGAAAGAAAUGCGAUGAGCAACCAAACCCCGAUGGGCAGUGCCAGACCUGCGUCCGCCUCCGACUCCAAUGCCUCGGCUUCGGGGCCAAACGUCCUGAAUGGCUUCGGGAGAACCGCAGCGUCAUUGACCUUCGCGAGAAGAUAAAGGCCUUCCUCGCUGCCCAGGGGAUGAUCAAGGGCCACUCCGGCGCUUCUGCUCGAGGUAGCGAGCAAGAACAAGCCAUCCUCACGCUAUCUCCCUACGAUCACCCAUUCCCGUCCUCAAGCACCAGCCCUCGGACGCCCACUCUUUCCGUUUCAUCGGAUGAUCGUCACCACACUUCGAGCUACCAUGGCUUGAGGGCAUACCCUUCACAGGAUCGGUUGCCCCCAAUGGAUACCCUCCGGGGUGAAUCUCCUCAAUACCCGCAUCAGGAUGUUAUGCUUCCUUCUUACCCAACGCAGCAUAUUACUUCGUCCGACUCUAGCUUAGACCCCCCAUGGUCGUCUUCAUCCAUUUCUGCGACGUCUACUCGACUCGUCCCCUCAACUAACUUCCCGAGUCGUGCCCUCACAAGCGCUCUCUCCCCUUCGUACACCUAUCAUCUUGAAGACGAGGAUGUUGCUUACGACAGCGACGUGAUAGCGCCGAUCUUUACGAUGAUGCCCGUGUCUGACAACUGGGGAUUAAGCUCAAAGCAACACAACACACUGAAGCACUAUAUGGAUCACGUCUUAAGAAUUCAAUAUCUACAUGCGGACCAGUCGUUAAAUGAGACUGUCUGGAGGUUGUUGACAAGUUGUUCUGCUGCUCGGGAUGCGGCUUGCCUCCUGUCAAAUUUGCAUCGAACGACUAUGCGUAUGGGCAUAUCGGAGGCGAACGAUGAAGAUCGAGAAGCAUAUAAUCGCAUGCUCGGCCUUGUCACACGACAAAGACCCCUUCAGCCCGGCGAAGCGCUCGCCUGUCUCUGCAUCGUUUCCUACUUCCUUUUCUGCGGUGGACGUGGUAAAUGGGAAGCCUUCCUUAACGCCGUGUGCGACUUCUCCCGCCUCAUCCUGUCCGACGACAGGUAUCAUGGACCUGCACACGUACUGCAAAAAUGCGACAGGGAGCUUCGUUUUAUCAUCAAGACCUCCAUGUGGUUUGAUGUCCUUGCCUCGGUCACCCUUGUCCGGACACCGCAGCUCAUGGAUGUUUACCGCUCUGUCUUCUCCCUCCGAAGCACCGACCACUUCAACGGCGAGCCCACGGCACCUCCGGAAGAGCUCAGCAUGAUGUCUGUCAUGGGCUGCGAGAACUAUGUUGUUCGCGCUCUUGCGGAGACUGCCGAUCUCGCUUGGUGGAAGGAUUGGCACAAGACCGAAGGCAGCUUGAGCAUCCCGCAACUUGCAUCUCGGGGCCAGCAAAUUGAAGAAAUGCUCGAGGGUCCCCGCCUCGCGCAGUCGUACCCCGCGGCCUCAUGUGAUAACAUAGAGCUGAACCUGGUACGACAAUUUACGUCGGAAGUUUUCCGUGCAUCAGCACAGGUAUUCCUUCACUCGGUCAUCUCGGGCGACUAUCCACAAUGCCCGGAGAUCCAAGCAGGAAUCGCACAAACCAUUGCUGCGCUGAAGGCCGUUCCUGAAGGCAGCCAUACGUCUCGUGCCGUCGUACGAAGCGUUGUCUUCAGCAUCAGUAUUUGUGGCUGUCUGACUGAUGAUCCAAAUCAUCGGGCGUUUUUCGAAGAGCGGCUUCACCAGCAGAAUACCCCCGUCGGCAAUUGCAACCAAGUCUUGCAGCUCAUGAAGAAGGUUUGGAGCAAGCGCGCUCGUGGGGAACCUGUCGACUGGAGACAAGUAAUGCGAGAAUCUGAGAUGCUACUUGUGUAGCGUCUCCGGGCGAUCGGGUUUGCUGGAGGAAACAGCGGGCACACGCGGCUCUUGAAGAGCUCUUCAAUCUUAAAUUUCUCUUUUUUUAUCUUUGGAAACAAAAUAACGAAACUAUACACGUCUCUGUGGAUCGUACAUCAUAACUGCUCAACGACUGAUUCUCUUUUCCUUUCUCCAUUCAUAAUGCUGAUAAACACAUCAUGUUCUACCACUGUUUGUCAUGCCCACCCGAUUUAUUUGCGGAUGCAGUCAAAUGUGGUUGCCCCAUCAUCUAUGGCAGUACCGCG